CUCUUUCUUUCUUUGAAUCCACAGGAAAUGGCAGCCAAAGAAUUGAGAAAACUUGUUUUCGUCACCGGUAAUAAGCACAAGCUGGCCGAAGUGCAGUCCAUUUUGGCGGGCACCAUCGAUGUCGAAUCACAUAAGCUCGAUCUUCCCGAACUUCAAGGCACUACCGAAGAGAUUGCCAAGCAAAAAUGCAAAAUGGCUGCGGAAAUUCUUAAUGGUCCUUGCAUCACCGAAGAUACAUGCUUAUGUUUCAACGCCAUGAAAGGCCUUCCAGGCCCAUACAUUAAAUGGUUCAAUGAACUACUCGGUCAUGAUGGCCUCAACCGUAUGCUUGUAGGAUUUGACGACAAGUCUGCAUAUGCCCUCUGCACGUUUGCUUUCUGCAAAGGUCCUGGACAUGAGCCCAUCAUUUUCGAAGGCAAAACACCUGGAAAAAUUGUGCCAUCGCGUGGUCCUACUGAUUUUGGCUGGGAUGCUGUCUUUGAGCCUGACGGCUACGAUCAGACCUAUGCUGAAUUACCCAAAGCCAUCAAAAAUUCCAUUUCUCACCGAUUUCGAGCUUUGGAAAAACUUAAAGAAUAUCUUUCCGACGAGAAGAACUAAAUCCAUUGAUUGUAUUUAGAUUAUAUUACCUGUCAUUUUCAUGCAUAGACUUUGAAAAAGAGAUCAUCAUCUGCUUAUCUAAUCUGGAAGAGUGUUUGAGUUGGAAUCACUCUGAUCAUGCCCUGAUGAAUCGAAAAAUAACUUGCAAUUGCCACAAUGGAAGCCGGCUAAAUUUUAGUGAUAUAAAGCAGACAUGUCAUUCAGGAUGACAAGAUCUAUCGCCAUAAUUAUCGAAACAACGGCUUGUUAUGCAUGAGCGUAGCAACAGAUAGUGAAAAUUCAGUAACCUGCUGUCACGAGCAGCGAGAUAAUACAAGCACCUCAAAUUUGUCUCCAUCGUGUUUUUGUAAACAAAAUACAUUAGCGC
Molecule: messenger RNA, 967 nt
Organism: Radiomyces spectabilis
Lineage: Eukaryota; Fungi; Mucoromycota; Mucoromycetes; Mucorales; Radiomycetaceae
Product: inosine triphosphate pyrophosphatase-like protein
Exons: 7
Coding region: 28-600 (190 amino acids)
Biological process (GO): nucleoside triphosphate catabolic process
Cellular component (GO): cytoplasm
Molecular function (GO): nucleoside triphosphate diphosphatase activity
Source: RefSeq, a predicted model, not a curated record